Rhincodon typus (whale shark) is the source of this 1497-nucleotide messenger RNA. RefSeq names its product CLN6 transmembrane ER protein. Bases 136 to 1038 code for a protein of 300 amino acids. The record is from RefSeq and is a predicted model, not a curated record. Lineage: Eukaryota; Metazoa; Chordata; Chondrichthyes; Orectolobiformes; Rhincodontidae. The transcript has 7 exons.
CCGGGCUCUUAAUCUGCUCUUGCUGGGGAGGGAAGGAGACUGGGACAAAACUAAACCUCUCGCAAGAAGGGAACCUUUUUGCAGAGGAAAUAGAAGACACAAACAGAAAAGAGCAGACAGAGGCAAACCCAAAACAUGCGGAAGCGACAGCAAUCUCCUGUGCAAACUCCUUUCUUCGUCCCCAGGAAUGUAGGAAAGGAGCCUGAGGUCCUGGACAAAAAGCCUCAGUUCCACCUGGAUCUUUGGUUUUAUUUCACCGUGCAGAACUGGAUCCUGGAUUUUGGCCGUCCAAUUGCAAUGAUUGUUCUUCCAGUCGAGUGGUUUCCAUUGAAUAAACCAAGUGUCGGUGAUUAUUUUCACAUGGCCUACAACAUCAUCACACCUUUCCUCCUCCUGAAGCUUAUCGAGCGGUCUCCCAAGACACUCCCUAUCUCAGCGGUGUACAUCUGUAUAAUAACAUUUGUUAUGGGAGCAAGCAUUCACCUUGUUGGCGAUUCAGUGAAUCAUCGACUGAUUUUAAGUGGUUACCAACUCCACUUGUCUGUGCGUGAAAACCCAAUUAUGAAGGACUUGAAACCAGAAACAUUGAUUGACUCGUUUGAACUGCUGUAUUACUAUGAUGAAUCCUUGGGCCAUUUAAUGUGGUAUGUUCCGUUCUUCAUCAUUUUCAGUCUGUAUUUCACUGGGUGCUUUACUCGCUGUAGCAGAGACAGCAGAAUGCCCCUAUCAGCAUGGCUGCUGCUUGGGCCAAGUAGCCUAUACUACUGGUAUCUGGUGACUGAGGGUCAGAUCUUCGUCCUCUAUAUCUUUACCACCUUUGCUAUGAUUGCAACUGUCAUGCACAACAAACGUAAAGGACUGGUGAUGGACAGUAAUGGCCUCUUUUUAUUUUACUCUUUCUGCAUUGCCCUGGUUCUGAUCUCUGCUUGGGUCGCCUUCCUGUGGAACGACAAAAUUCUCCGAAAAAAGUACCCUGGAGUCAUGUACGUUCCAGAGCCUUGGGCGUAUUAUACCCUGCACAUCAAGAAAACACUGUAGCUUAUUUUCUGGGUCUUGCUUCUGAAGCCGUUUUAGUCAACUCUCCAACUUCCCCCAAGUAACUGAUAGUUGAGCAUUCCUUUCGGGUGCCGUUGUACUCUCCACAUUUCAAUUCGCAGUGGUUUCAGAUAGGCAUCGAUGCAAAUAGUGGCAGUAUAGUUUGUGCCAAGUGAUGCAAGGCACCCCAUCCCCCACCAGGAAGCAGCUUUGUGCUGCUUUCAAGUUUGCACUGACUGCAGUAUAACUCCAGUUUAGCCCAAGUGCUCUGGGCAAUCCACAGGAUCGUCUUCUCACCCCACCCUUUAAGAGGCUCACGAGAAUAUCUGAUGGAGUCUUUCAAAACCCAAGAGAGAGUAAGCCACAGCCCCUGCUGCAUUUCUGCUAACAGUAGGUCAGAUGGGAGUACUCCAAAAAAGUCAGCACAAGACAGAUGGGCCCAAUGGUCAUUUUCGAUGCUGU